GGAAUGCUUUAGCUACUAAGUAAAAUGGAGCUGAGCUUCGUUUCAUUGAAGAGAACAGUUUAAAUUAAAUUAAUUCUAGAGAAAUAUUAUAGAAAAUUAGAUUUUGCAGAUUAAUGUAGCCUGCAAAUAUCACUUUGCUAAGCCAUCUAUUUUUCAUCAUUUAAUUAUGGUUUUUUUUUUUUUUUUUUUUUUUUUUACAGAUCUGGUUUAAUUACAGCUCUCUUUGUGUAGAUCACAAAAUAAUUUUUUAUGAGCCGCUAAACUUAAAAGACAAACCUAAAGAUGAAUAACUCAGUGAACUUCACCGCAUCCGAAGCAUCUACAAACUCCACAACUCAAACCAUUGGGCUACUGGAAAGUCUGGAAAUCUGUGUGUACAUCAUCAAUUUCCUGUUUGGUCUUCCUACACACUCCUAUGUUUUAUGGCUCAUCAUCACAGGAACAGGAAGCGGAGUUGCAUCAGAGUUCUUCAUCCUCAAUCUCUCCAUUUGCGAGAUCGUAAACUCUUUGAACUCUUUGUUCUUUGUACUUUUAUAUUGGUUUUCAAGUGUCUUUAUACUGCUAGUGUUUUUAACAGGACUCUCUGUCACUGGCUGUCCUCUGUUUCAGUGUCUGAUGUGUGUUGAGCGUUACCUGGCAGUGAUUCAUCCUGUAACCUUUCUUAAGUACAAACCUCUCAGAUAUAGAGUGAUCUGCUGCACCGUGGCCUGGAUAAUCAUUUUUGGUUCCUGUUUGUGCUCCACGUUGUUGGCUUCACUCAAUGCAUAUAUAUGGUUCAUCUCGAUGCAGUUCCUCUUCUUCCUCCACAUCCAGUUGUUUUGUCUUGUGGCUGUUCUCAGAGCUCUGAAGCAGUCAGGACCAGGAGCGAGAGGGAGAGAGAGAGAGGAGGAAAACCACAUGAAGAGAAGAGCGUUUUAUCUCAUUUUAAUAACAACAGUGAACAUGGUUAUCUUAUAUGUGCCGAUUUCUAUUUCAGCAUUAUUUACCAAUCUGGCAAAACUCAAUAUUCAGGAAGUUUGGUAUCCUUCAAUGAUUUGUUAUGUGCUGGCUGGUUUUGUACAACCUGUUCUUUAUCUGCAUCGGAAUGGAAAACUUUUUUGCUUCUGUUCUCCAUAA
Molecule: messenger RNA, 1116 nt
Organism: Ctenopharyngodon idella (grass carp)
Lineage: Eukaryota; Metazoa; Chordata; Actinopteri; Cypriniformes; Xenocyprididae
Product: chemokine XC receptor 1-like
Exons: 1
Coding region: 283-1116 (277 amino acids)
Biological process (GO): phospholipase C-activating G protein-coupled receptor signaling pathway; positive regulation of Rho protein signal transduction
Cellular component (GO): membrane
Molecular function (GO): G protein-coupled receptor activity
Source: RefSeq, a predicted model, not a curated record